Messenger RNA from Cryptomeria japonica (Japanese cedar), 531 nucleotides. RefSeq lists its product as uncharacterized. The record is from RefSeq and is a predicted model, not a curated record. The transcript is spliced from 2 exons. Bases 1 to 531 code for a protein of 176 amino acids. Lineage: Eukaryota; Viridiplantae; Streptophyta; Pinopsida; Cupressales; Cupressaceae.
AUGACAUUUGGGGGUUAUAAGAAGUUUCCUCAUAGAGAGGAUGGUUCUCCAUAUCGUGAUAAAUUUGAAAAUUUGAAGGAAAAUCCUUUUUAUAACUUAAAUACAAAAGAUGAUAAAGGUGGUCAUAAUGAAACCCUGACCACUAAGAAACAUGAGGACAUACAGUUGGAUGAAAUUAUUCAUAGAAUGGCUGAUUUAAAUGGAAAUGAAUCUAAAAUGGCGAAGGCUCUUAAGAGACAAUCAGAUUGGGUAUUGCAAAAAUUUGGACUAGAAAGAGAUGCCAUUCAAAGCCCUAAUUCAAUCAGACAAUACAAUAAUCAUGAUGAUGAUAGAAGAACUAAUAGUGGGGAAAUUACUGGUAACUGGAAUAAUAGAGAUAGGAUUAACAAUGUAAGCAACAAUGGAGGAAAUCAGGGUAAUAAUGGAAACUAUGGCAAAAAUGGUAAUGGGGACAACCAAAAUGGAAAUAACAACAAUGGUGGUGGUAACAAUGUACACAAUGGUAAUAAUGGAGGAUAUAGAAACUAUUAG